Molecule: messenger RNA, 7022 nt
Organism: Gryllus bimaculatus (two-spotted cricket)
Lineage: Eukaryota; Metazoa; Arthropoda; Insecta; Orthoptera; Gryllidae
Source: the annotation of a GenBank genome assembly
AAUGUAUUAGAAUUGAUUAACUUUGUAAGUAUGAUUCUCCUUUAGGAGACCAAAACACUUUCUCAAAAUACCAUUUUUAAGAUUUAGCACCUUUCAACUUGGUCUGAAAAAGACCAUGCAUGAUGUACAGAGCCCGCCACUUCCUCAAGCAAGCACUUCAUUGAAGUCCAUGUUGUUUUUUCAGUCAAUCCCUAGUUUAUUCAGUCUCGCUUCAAACAAAGAUUUGAUAAGUUCUUGCCAGAGGUCCAAUAUAAAAUUUCUUUUUUUUUUACAACUUUUUAUCUUUCUAAUGUUACCUUGACCUUGUCUUUUGGAAUGCAAAAAACUAGGAAUAUUCACACACUAGUACUGAUAUAGACUGAUGUGAUAAUUCACAUGCGUAACAGGGAAUUUGAAGGUGUUUCAAUAAUACUACUUUCAUUUCAAUCAAAAGAUCAGUAUGCCAAUCCAAGAAGUAUAAUGUUCAUAAUAAUUCAUGAAGAAUGAAAAAUAGCAACACAGAACUCCAAAUGGGGUUCAAAUGCACCUCAAUGCUUAUUUUUAGUUAGUACACGUAAAACCCCUUAAAAUGACUGCAAUUAUUAAUUCAUCAUGAAACAUAUUCAAGAAAAAAGUGACAUUGGGUACACAAACAGUCCACUCGGUAUGUGGGGGUCAACUGCCUCCUACGUUUGUUGAGUGCAGUUAUAAGCAAUAGAUUUAUUCUUUGCCCCUUCCAACUACAUGGAGUUAAUUUUUGUUUUUUUGAUUUAAUAAUAAUCCAAUGAAAUAUUGUUAUUAAUAGCCAGUGCAUCAAGAAAGAUGAGCUAAAUAUGUUAGAUGAAAAAAUAAAAUACAUAAAGCUUUGCAAACUUUGUUGGAAGAAUCUGUGUAACUAAAUGACCAGCAUAAUAUUAAAGAACCAAUAUAAAGCACAUACUGGAGAUUUAAUCCAUAUUUUUCAGUAACAAAUGCUAGAAUUGAAAUUAUAAGUCAUAUUCCAAGAUAAGCAUCUUUAAAAGCAAAAUUAAAUGUAAUUUGAGUGAAAUAAAUUCUUCUAAUCUCUCUCUGAUGUUACCUAAAUUUUCAAUACAAAUUGAAAAUCGUAUCGUCUAGUAAUUAGUGUUGAAAAUUACUUAAUAAAUCAUAUUUACAAGUGUACAAAGCUGAAGAAGUUGAAGAAAAUGUAGAAAAGUGAGAAAACAAAAUACAAAUAUCCAAAACAAGUUAUUAGAAUGAAAAAUAUGGGUAUUGUUAAACUACUUAAAAUUCUUUUGCUUUGGCCUUAACAUAUCAACAUGACUUGAAGUUUGUUUCUUUUAAUACAAUUUUUUUCCAAUGCAAAAAUGCAAAGUAAAUUCCCACAUAUUGUAGUUAAAUUGAUUCAAUUUAUCUUCUAUGAAGAUCAUGAUAAGCCAUCAAUAAGUUAAAGUCUAUGGCAACAAAUCUUAUUCUUCCUUUCAUCAACUGCAAUUAAAAAAAAUAACUUGAAAGUAAAUAAAGAGAAGAAACUUUACAAAAAACAUCACAAAAUUUAGAUUCCUUACUCAUGACCGGUUCCAAUGAACAUUUAGACAAAAGAUACUUAAUUAUUUUAUUCUGAUGACACAUGACAGUAUAUGCCAUAAAUGUCUAACCAGGAACAAAAGCUGCAAACAAUGAAUGUUGGUGUACUCAAAAAGAGUGAACAAUGUUUUGCUACUGCCUAAUCUAGUGAUCACAAGCAAUGAACUAUAAUUAAAUUAAAGCAGCUGUGUGGUGGGGAGUCACAUGUUUCUUCUCAAAUUUUCGUUUUUUGUUUUAUAAACAAGUGACUUGUCCCACAAACAACUGCUUCUAGUGAAUAAUCUGUAGUUAACAAAGCAAAAAUAGAGGAAAGAAUACAGUAAAUAUACAUAUGCUUUUUCGUAGAACUGAGCAGCAUGGCAGCACACCCACAUACCCUAAAAAUUAUACCCACUUAUGGUCCACUCCAGUAGUCAUCACUUUCUCAUAUCUGCAAUCAGACAACAUUCCAAACAACUAGAUAAAGCAACACUCACCGUCAGUGCAUAGAAGAAAUGUAACAUCUGACAAAUACCUGUUUAGCUUGUGUAGUUUCUACUCUUUCUGCACUGCAUAGAAGAGCAACAAACUCAAUGACUCAUGUCAUCUAGGACAAAAGUCCACAGAUGCAUUGGUAAGGACACUUCACCCGAGUCACGCAUUGAAAAAUCUGACAAAACACAUUUGAAUCAUUUGGCUAAAUGAAGAUCAAUGUCACACAUUGCCAAAAUGAAUAAUUUAAUGAAAUUAUUACUGUGGGUUAAAAUCACAAUAAAUGCACACAAUUUACAAACCAUCGAAACUUGCAGUAACCUUACAGUAACCAGAAAAUUCAUCCCUGGUUUGCAUUGAAAUAUAUCAGUUAAAUACUUCAAAUUACGGUCCACAAAAAUGAUAUCACUUACAUAAACAAUUUUUUGUUAUUAUGAGUUAUGAACAAGAUUAUACACAUAAGGUUUCAUAGUUAAAGUAGAGUCCAGUACAUCCUUACAGAAUAGUCAUCGGGAGGAUGGGGUGAAGGGGUAUUGGAGUAAAAGAGGGGAGGGAGUCAAGUGUCUCUGGAUAAAUUACAAAAUCAUAAAGCAUAUUCAAAAAUCGCAUAGCAAUUAAUAAAAAUUACAUAUUCCAAGCUCAUGACUGAGAUGCUUCCAAUAAACUCCCUUGGAAUGUCCAUACCAUACAUUUCAAAUCAAUUUAUAUUUCCUUUGCCUCACACGAAAUUUAACCUCACAUUUUUAUUCAGAAUUACUUUUACAACCAAACUAAUGCUUCAUUAUGACUGCCCAGAAAGAGGCUCCAGCCUUUGUCUUUUGUUAUUUACACAAAACCUACUUGUGUGAGUGCAGUGCAAUAUUGCAUUUUAUACAAAAAGUUUUUUCGGUAAAACUUGUUUCAUAAAUCUGGUGGAUGGUGAAUGUGGUCAGGAAAGCAAUCAUAUUUUUAUUUCAGCCAAGUAUAUUUACGUUCAUAUUACUGUCUUGUCACGUUUCACUAAAUAAAAACCAUUUAAGAAUACUGUGAUGCUACACCAAGAAAAUGACAGAUACAAUACUACCUUCCACAACCAACAUUUCCUCAACAUGUACUGGACUCUUCCAAUCAACAUUUUUCAUUGAUUAUAUAAUAAUAUGCCUGUCAGAGAUGAACAUACUCACUAAUCGUGCACUCUAUACACAAGUUCCAAUUGUUUUGGUACAUUCUAAUCACUACAACUUGUGUCCAUUAGACAUCAAUGCAGGACUUCAAAUAUUCAAUAGUUUUAAAAUAAUGAACAAAUUCAAAAUUUGCUAUGGUCUGAUAAUGAAAGUAAAUUAAUAAGAAUAUUAUUAAAGUUCAUAAAAAAACAAAAAGGUGAUAGGAAUCUUACAAGGAAUUUCCAAGCAAUUUUCCUGCAUUAGAACACAGGUGCACAAAUAGAAUCCUUCAUUUAGCCAAAUGAAAUUUUAUAACCAAGCAAACAACCAUCAUUUGAAGAAACAGCAUUUGAACUCCCCACAUCUAGUUUAAGACUUCAAGUCUUUAUAUUCUUCAGUUAUGAUCAAGCUCUGAUUAUAAUUUAGAAAUUACUGUGCAAUGUAAUUCUUAAUUUUUUAAUGCUACCAGUAAAUAUCUCUCCCAAAUACAUUCUCCAUUAUUCUUACCUGAAUUGAAAAUAAACUAAAUUUCAAGCAAUUAUCAAAAUCCAUCAGAGUUCAAGUAUUUUGCCAGUUGACUCAAACAAUUGAAAGCCUCUAACCUAAUAACAUUCCAUAACUAAUGUACAUUAUCUUGCAAUAAUGAAGCCCAAAAGAAACUUACAAUAGUUGCUCAAUAAUAUCUGUCAUUUUGAAAUGGAGUAAAAACAUCAAUCAAAAUAUAAAUAUUACUUUUUUAAUAACUUCAGCAAUGAAAUAAAUUAUCUGUCAAGGAUAAAAAAAAGUAAGCCUAAAUAUCAUCAGAUUACACCAGACAACAGAACUCUACCUCGAUACCAUUGGUAGCAUUUAAAAGAAAUGAGUUUUACAUACUCUUAUUACCAUUAUCUAACUUACUUUGUCAUUUCAUUCAGUUUCCAUAUUAAUUAAUUAACUAUGUUUGCUUUAAUUUGAAGCCUAAGUAUGUUACCUUCUACUGACCCAGGAAGAUCACAUUAAAUUUUGGUUUAAUUUCUUACAAUAUAAGCUUAAGAUCUUAUAUUUUCAAUGUACAUUUCAUGAAUCAGUUACAAAUCAAAGCUUGCAUGAAGAAUACAUCAAGACUUUAAACACACCUAACUAAACUUUAAAAGGAAUGGCAUAAUAUUGUACAUACUGCCCAUCUCCACUCCAAAUGGCCAAACAUUUCUCGCCAACCUUCCAAUCUUUCUUCACACUUUCAUCAACUGUUGGCUGUUCAACUGGGAGCAAUUUAGUUGAUAUUUCAUCACUGUCACUUGUACCUGGAGCUCUACCUGUCGACUUCAAUUCCAGUAGUUGAGUCUUGAUAAGAUCGCGAGUUAAUUCGAUAACUUCUUCUAAAUCUGUUUUGAGUUUCAUAAGCUCUUCAUUGUCUGGAUCUGUAGUCAAUGCAGCUUCAACCUGCUGCAAUUGCAACUUAUAAUUAUGAAGGUUUCCAUUCAAAUCGUCAGCCAUUUUUGGAAAGUAAUUUUCUUAUCGUAAGCAAUAAUUCGUGUUUCAAUUUGAUUAUAAUUAUUGAAAUUAUUUCAAAUUGUAUUAAUUUAAUGCCAAUUCUGAGCACAAUUAGUAAACAGAACACACAACCACUAAAACAUCAUCAACCGCCAUGUUUGUUCCGUCCACUUGGGCUGGUUACGGCUGGUCCUGGGCUGGUCAUCGCCAGUUGUCACCCGACUUGUAUUUUCCUUUGCCCUCGAUGUUGUUCUUUCUUCUAAGUACUGCCAACUAUGUAUUGCUUACAGAUUGCAAACGUAUUCGGAAAUGUAAGAAAGAAUUGCUGUCAAUGUCGUAUCAGAAUCUUAGUUAUGGAGGAUAUCCGGGAGGCGCAGGAUCCGGAUAUCCUGGAGGACAGCAGAUGUCUGGGUACCCUGGUGGACAGCCCGGUUCUGGGUACCCUGGUGGUCAACCAGGAGUAGGGUACCCGGGUGGUCAACCAACUUCCGGAUACCCAGGAGGACAAUCUUAUGGAGGUGGUCAGCCCCAACAAAUGGGGUAUGGAGGCGGUGCGCCACCUGGAGUCAGCCCAGAGGUUCAACAGUGGUUUGCUGCAGUGGACAGGGACAGAUCUGGUCGAAUAUGUGCCUCAGAGCUGCAAGCUGCACUUGUUAAUGGACAUGGCAAAAAUUUCAGUGAAACUGCGUGUCGAUUGAUGAUUGGAAUGUUUGACCAUGAUAAAAGUGGAACUAUUGAUGUGCAAGAGUUUCAGAUGUUAUACAAUUACAUUAAUCAAUGGUUGGCCACAUUUCGCUCAUAUGACAAGGAUGGCUCAGGCAAUGUUGAGGAACAUGAACUCUCACAAGCUUUACAUCAAAUGGGUUUUCGAUUUUCACCUCAGUUUGUCAAAUUUUUAAUUGAGAAAAGCGAUACUCAAAACCAUAAGUAUAUGUCUGUGGAUCAAUUUAUUGUGACUUGUGUGCAGAUUCAGAGAUUCACUGAGGCUUUUAGGACCAGAGAUAAAGAAAUGAAAGGAAUAAUAUCAAUCAGCUUUGAAGAUUUUUUGGGUGUUGCUUUAAGUUGUAAUAUAUAAUUGUAAACAAGUUCUGGCCAUUUCAUCAUUGAAAAUGAAGAUGUUUUGUUAUUUUUUGUGAUGUUAAAAUCUAAAACUUGGAAAGAUGAAUGGGUUUCAUUAAUAAUUUAAGAUUAUUUUAAAAAGUUGCCUUGUCAAUUCUGUGAAUAUUACUUAUGUAAUGUUUUUAACUUUUUUCGAUUUCACAAAUGAAGUUUGUAAGUAGUGAUAUAUCACAAUAAAAUCACAAAGUGGGCAAGGGACACUAUUGACUCUUCUAUCACUUAGCCUGAAGCAUUUUGCAGUGCAAGUAUUGUUGUUUAUGAGGUAAUUUUUGAAUAUCUUGAGAAUUGUGUGUGAUGCAAGUUAUUUUUCAAUUACUAAAAAUGAACAAUGCAAACAUAGAGGUGCCAGAGAAGAUAUGUCUAAUGCAAACAUGGAAUGAUUUGCUUAUGUGAUUACUUCAUCAUUCCAAAAUGUGUUCCUACCAAACUAUUGCAAAACUAAUUAUGUAAUAGCUUUUAGCUUGCAAAAUUUUCAGAAUUUCUUUUGUGUAGCCAUCAGUAUCAAAGGAGAAAGAAAGCUGAUAUGCAGCUUCCCAGAAUAAGUGUCAAGUAUAUGAAAUGGCACAUUAGAUACAUUAAAGAUUCAAAGGGAACUAUUUUAAUCCACCAGAGAAUGUUUGAUAUUAUAAUUAAAUUACUUCUGUUUUUGUAUGUAAUUUUCAGGCUCUAAUCUCGCCAAUUCCAAUAUUAUUUUGAAUCUUAUAUGGUUUUGUUGGCUUUAUUAUAAGUAAAAUUGUGUAUCUUGGAUUAAUUUAAAGAGAAAUUUAAAUGUCUUAACAUUUGAUUAUAUUUACAGGAAGUAAACGAGACAGCCUAGUAACUGUUUAAAAUUGUGAAUAUCAUAAUAAAUUCUCUCGAAAAUAUUUUCUAAAGUGUUUGUGUGUGUAUAUGUAAGUAAAGUAAACUGUUAGAAUGAUUUUUGGAAGGGAAGUCUUGUCUUCUAAACCGGAAGCGACUUGGUUAAAAAAUAUUUUUUUAGAACCAUCAGGAAAGUGGCUAAUUCGAUAUUGUAAAAACAGUAUUUUUUACCUUCUAAGUAGUUUUAUUUCAUAUUUUCUCCCAUGAAGCUUUCCAGUAGAAAAUAAAGAUUCAUUAUUGUGAAUGAUAUUUUAUGGUAUUAUUAUAGCGGUCAUUUAGUAGAGCUUUAAAAACAUUGUGCACAAAUGUGAUGCUUGUACUAUUGUUAAAAUAACUUUUGUCCUUAGAGCAAAACAAUUUUCUUUAUGUAUUUGUUUUCUCUAAUACUCAGUUGUAUGUAUUUGUAAUAAACUU